AUGAACGUCCUCCAGGCUAGUGGAAAAAGAGGUGGUGGUGGUGGUGGUGGAGGAGGAGGUGGAGGAGGUGGUGGAAAAGGUGGUGGUGUAGGUGGAGGUGGAGGUCGAGGCAGUACUACAGGUGGUGGACCCGUUUCUGGAGCAGGAAAAGGUGCAGGUGCAGGAUCAGGAGGAAAAUCAGAAGGAAGUGGUGUUAUAGGUGCUGUAAUGGCCGGGACAGCUGGUGCAGCUGCAGGAGGCGUCAUAGCAGCAUCUUUGUAUCAUUACAACCCCACUUACUACGGCUACUACCGCUUCUAUCACGGUUACCAUUCUCACGAAGAUUAUGGACCAUCUGAGCCUCAACUACCGGCCGUCACUGCUCAAGAUAAAGCUGAUGCGGCGAACAUUGUAAAUGCUCAAUUUAGUGAAAAAGUCAUCGCCUCCAUACUUCCAUUUAGAGAGCAACUCAAUCGUCAAGUGAUAAAUAGUGAAAUCGCUAAUUACAAUGAGGGGGAACGCCUCAUAGAUCCAAUGUUUAAACCGAUUCAUGAAGAGAAUCCAGUAUUCAAGGAUCUAUGCUUCGGUUUGGUCAACGAUCCAAUCACUGUACUGACAAUGUAUUUGGGAGAAUUUCUUCACAACAGAGAUGAAACUUUCAUCAUCAUCGUUUUAACAUUGUGUCAAGAAAUGAGUGCAAUGCACUUUAUUUAUAAUCACAGGCAUAAAAAUGGGCUGACUACACAACGUAAAAAGCAGCGACAUCCGUUCUCUGAUUUAAUGAAAGUUUGGGUAGCGAAUGAUCGAGAUCCUGAAGAUACUGCUUUCACAACUGAUGAUGUAAACAAUAAAGCAGAGAGUUUGGAAAACGGUGAGUAAGUAUUUUAAAUUUUCAAAAUAGUUCAAAAUUGCAUGAAUUGAAGACAAAAUUAGGUAAAUAAAGUAAAAAGACUUGUUAUUACUCCGGAUGAUGUCUGACAUGCAAAAGUUGAAGAGCAUUGUUGAAGCAAGUUAGAGCACUCAUUUCUGUCAACGGAGCCCCGCAAGACAAACUUCUAAAACUAAAAGUAAUGAACGUACCUGCAACAGGUAGGUACCAAGAUGCGUAAGUAGGAUAGUUAGCUGCAGUAGGUAGGUAGGUAUGUAGGUAGGUACUAGGGUGGCAAACACUCAAUGCCUAAAAAUAUGAGGGAGUGGGCUCUAUUGUCAAAAUUGCUCUUACAAUGCUCUAAACUGGGGCUGAGUGCUCUAAAUAGCUAUAUUGAGGCAAUAGGACGACCUUGGGAGCCCAGGCAGCUAGGUCAGUGACCUGAAACGCGAGUGAAUGGCCUUAUUCACUCGCAUGGAAACCAAAUAGGCACGCAGACAACCUUGAUAGGUCAGACAGUAGGUUAGUGACCUUGACAGGCAUAACAGGCGGACAUGAGACCUUGAGAGGACAAACAGAUAGGACAAUGACGGAUGUAAAGAAACCAAAUAGGCUGACAGAUGACCGUGAGAGGUUAGCGUUAGACAGAUAGGUCAAUGACCUUA
Molecule: messenger RNA, 1512 nt
Organism: Planococcus citri (citrus mealybug)
Lineage: Eukaryota; Metazoa; Arthropoda; Insecta; Hemiptera; Pseudococcidae
Product: putative mediator of RNA polymerase II transcription subunit 17
Exons: 4
Coding region: 1-858 (285 amino acids)
Molecular function (GO): calcium-dependent phospholipid binding; calcium ion binding
Source: RefSeq, a predicted model, not a curated record